Spodoptera litura is the source of this 1321-nucleotide messenger RNA. RefSeq lists its product as uncharacterized. Gene Ontology annotation, molecular function: sequence-specific DNA binding. The record is from RefSeq and is a predicted model, not a curated record. Lineage: Eukaryota; Metazoa; Arthropoda; Insecta; Lepidoptera; Noctuidae.
AUUGACUCUCAGACCAAUAAAAAGCUACUAAAAACGAGAGCUAUCCACACUUUAAAUUAGCUUUGCACCUGGUAAUAAAUCAUGGAGCCAAUAUGUCAUUCCUUAUGAAGUCUGCUUCAUAUUAUGACGUAUGUCGCGUUACGAGGUCGUUAGUCAGCUGUGAACGAGCGACAGCGCGUGACGUAUACUUGUCGUCACGCGCUGUCCGCUUUACGUAAAAUGCCGUCUUGUGUGGUAAAGUUCUGUAGAAACAAUAGCACACAUCAAACCAAGUCCCUUGGGGUUACUUUCCACAGAUUCCCACCUGAGACGGAUUGGAAAGAGAAAUGGAUUAAAGCAUUACGCGACAAUAGAAAAGAAGAGGAAUGGACGCCAUCGAAAUUCAGCGUAGUUUGUUCUUUACACUUUCUAGAAUGUGAUACGUAUAUGACCAAAGGAGGUUAUCGGAAAAUUAAGAAAGAUGCUGCGCCUAAAAAGAUGUUCCUCAAAGAUUCCGAAUGGUUUGAUAAAAUAGAGCCACCAAUUGUACACGUAUGUGACCAACACGACACACAUGAAGAAGAAAAGUCAAAGAAAGAACAAGAGCCACAAAAUGGCCAAGAUUUACAGACGGAUCCAUUAAUGCCGGAUCUUGAUAUCGAAGAGAUUGAUCUCAUAAGUGCGGAGUGGUGUCAAGAAAUGGAGGAAUUGGGUAUUACCACUGAAUCUUUGGCAGCUCUACUGGACGAGUGCUACAGUGAUAUCGAAAACGAAUUCGACGAUAUAGAUACCGAACAACCGAACGCUGUAGACGACCAAAAUAUCAACAAAGGAAGCUCUGAUACCGUCGUCCAUAAGAAGUGUGAUUGUAGCAAAAAACAAAAGAAACUUCGUAAGAAAAGAACUUUACAGGAACUGAAGGAGCGAUUCAAGGUGUCUUACAAAAUUCGCGUAAAGAAAAGUAAAUUACAACUGCUAAGGGAAAAAUUGACAGCCUUAAAACGAACGAUGAGACGCUGAAGAUUGAUUUAAAAGACUUGAAGAGAGGAAGGGAUAGGAUCUAAAUAUCUUUGUUAUUAUUUAUUACUUCUAUAAGCGAGAUUGUUCGCGUGGAAGUUAUUUUAUUAGUUAAUUUUUUUAGUAUAAUAAAUAAUCAAUUGUAAUUUAAUGUUUUUUCAACUAUGAUAAAUCAAUUCUCGAUGUAAAUGUACCUAACUAUGUAACUAUAUGUCGUUUAGCUAAUAAAACAAUUGAUAAAACAAAACUCUUUUACUUAGAACUGACUAAAAUUUUGAGUAAAUAUUGAAAAAAUAAUUGCAACAAGUCUUAUUAUUUUUGUUGG